This is a messenger RNA of Myripristis murdjan (pinecone soldierfish), 1267 nucleotides long. RefSeq names its product opioid receptor, delta 1b (gene oprd1b). The transcript is spliced from 3 exons. The record is from RefSeq and is a predicted model, not a curated record. Gene Ontology annotation, biological process: G protein-coupled opioid receptor signaling pathway; neuropeptide signaling pathway. Gene Ontology annotation, cellular component: plasma membrane; neuron projection. Bases 79 to 1233 code for a protein of 384 amino acids. Lineage: Eukaryota; Metazoa; Chordata; Actinopteri; Holocentriformes; Holocentridae. Gene Ontology annotation, molecular function: neuropeptide binding; G protein-coupled enkephalin receptor activity.
GUGCGCUCCUAUCCACCUGCUGGAAAUUUGAGCAAAGGACGUUUUGUUUUCGCACGGAAUCCUCAACUGAAAUAAGAAAUGGAGUUCUCCACUUCUGCCGCUGCUGCUUCCGCUCCUGCUGCUGCUAAGGAUAAUUUUUCCGACUUCUACUCGGUGCCAGUAAUCCCUUUCAAUGUUACAUUCUCCGAAGAUCUCAUGCUUGUGCCUUCAAAAAGCAACGAGAGCAGCAGAGUCACAGCAAGGGACACUACAAGUCUCAUCAUCGCAGUUUGUGUCACGGCUCUCUACUCCCUAAUCUGUGUGGUGGGACUGCUGGGAAACGUCCUUGUUAUGUACGGGGUGGUCAGGUACACCAAGAUGAAGACCGCCACUAACAUCUACAUCUUCAAUCUGGCUCUUGCCGAUGCCCUGGCCACUAGCACUCUUCCCUUCCAGAGUGCCAAGUAUCUGAUGAACACAUGGCCCUUUGGAGAGCUGUUGUGUAAACUGGUCAUUGCCAUUGACUACUACAACAUGUUCACCAGCAUCUUCACUCUCACCAUGAUGAGCGUGGACCGGUACAUUGCUGUGUGCCACCCCGUGAAGGCCCUGGACUUCCGCACACCUGCCAAAGCCAAGCUCAUCAACGUCUGCAUCUGGAUCCUGUCCUCUGCCAUCGGAGUCCCUAUAAUGAUCAUGGCGGUUACCAAGGUGACGGAGAAAGGCAACACUGUCUGUACACUGAAUUUUCCCAAACCACAGUGGUACUGGGACACAGUGACAAAGAUCUGUGUGUUCAUCUUUGCCUUUGUGGUGCCUGUCCUGGUCAUCACUGUCUGCUACAGUCUGAUGAUCCUGCGACUAAAGAGUGUCCGUCUGCUAUCUGGUUCCAAGGAGAAGGACAAGAACCUGCGGCGGAUCACCCGCAUGGUCCUGGUGAUUGUGGCAGCCUUCAUCAUCUGCUGGACUCCCAUUCACAUCUUCAUCAGUGUCAAGACCAUGGUGGAGGUUGACCAGAAGAACCCUCUGGUUGUAGCCAGCUGGCAUCUCUGCAUCGCCCUGGGCUACCUCAACAGCAGUCUCAACCCCGUUCUGUACGCCUUCUUGGAUGAGAACUUCAAGAGGUGUUUCAGGGAUUUCUGCCUGCCUUAUCGUUCCCACAUGGAGCAGAGCAGCUUCACCAGGGCCCGAAAUACAACACGGGAGCCUGUGUCCGUUUGUGCCCUUGAAGAAACAGCGAGGAAGCCUGUAUGACUAGGCAUGGAUGAGCGGGCUGGAGACUCUGGCC